Spathaspora passalidarum NRRL Y-27907 is the source of this 3204-nucleotide messenger RNA. It is a transcript of the gene NPR1, whose product is annotated as serine/threonine protein kinase. The coding region runs from base 122 to 2494 and encodes 790 amino acids. The record is from RefSeq and is a predicted model, not a curated record. The transcript is spliced from 2 exons. Gene Ontology annotation, molecular function: ATP binding; protein serine/threonine kinase activity. NCBI's taxonomy places the organism in Eukaryota, Fungi, Ascomycota, Pichiomycetes, Serinales, Debaryomycetaceae. Gene Ontology annotation, biological process: protein phosphorylation; intracellular signal transduction.
AUCAUACUCCGCAUCAAUCAUAUAUUACAUGACAACCAGCUAUUAGUUGUCCUCUUUUUGCAUAUUAUACACAUAUAGAGUUAUUCCCAGCCACAAUUUCAUAUUAAUUAAUUAUCCGUCCAUGUCCACAACAUACAAACAACAACCUCAACAGGUUCAGCCUCAACAACAGCAACAACAACAACAAGCCAUGUCAUCCUUGACAAGACUAUUGCAUGAAUCUUCGUCGUCCUCACUCAACUCACCGAUUGUUUCCAGAAACGUUUCCGAAACUUCCUUGCCUAGUAUUGUCGACGGCGCAAAUGGGUCUGGUAUAUCUAUUGACACCAAGAACCGAGUCCCGACGACGGCAAUAACCGGUCAUACGACCACAGCCCCGACCCCUGUUGUUGUUGCUGCUGCUAGUCCCAAGGUCGUCAACGGAUUUGAAGCUCCGUCGGUUAGUGAUGUGCCGGUAUCAUCAUCUCCAUUCACUCCAACCUCCCCCUUCCACCGCCAGUCUUCAAACUCAUUCUCGAGUAACCAAGUGUUUCGGGAAAAGAGCACUUCAAGUCCAAGAGUCAUAAAGAACAAUUCCGUUAGUCAUUCUUCGUUCUAUGUUGGUGGUGAGAGUUUAUAUUCUUCAAUUCCUUAUUCUGCACCUGGUGGCGGUGCUGGUAGAACCAAUAGUAUUAGUAAUGGCUCGGGUGUGAGUGCUAUGAAUAGACAAGGGUCCUUCUCGUCUUUGAAUGAUCAAACUUCCCAAUCACAUAUCCCAAACUUACCUAAUGGUCAACCAAUUUCCUCCAUUCAUAUUCAAUCGCCUCAAGUUAGUUCCUCAUCGAUUGAAGCAAGAUUUAUUGUUUCCAAACAGCGUGUCGCUCAGGCUCAACAAGCUCAAGCCGGUCAAUUGAGCAGUUCUCAAAAAUCAGGGUCACAGUCGGGGUUGUCGUUCUUUUUCAGUCUGAAAGGAAAUAAACCAGUCAAGAGAGACUCCUCCCUGACUGAUUUAGGUUAUUUUUAUAAUAACUCAUACCAAGAUGUUAGUGUCAUGGCAAGUUCUCCAUCAUCCUCAAUAUCUUCCACGGAAUCGACCAAUUCUGCCAGUUUAACAAAGCAUAGUUCCAUGGCUAAUCUAAAACGAUUUUUCAAGAAAUCAAGCUCAAGUGCUGCCAUUGCCGUUCCACAACUGAACUUGACAAGAUCAAUGAACAUGUCAAGUAGUGUCAACAGUACCAAUGGAUCAUAUAUGGGUAAUUCAUUUGGAAGUAUAACUGCUAGUAGUUCCAAUGCUUCUAUUUCACAAUCUCCUGGAGUCGCCAGCACUUCAAUAACAAGAUCAUCUACACUACAAAACAAGAUCAAUUAUCAUGAAAGAAGAACUUCAGUCUCAACUUUAAUUGGUCAACAACCAACAUUACCAUUUUCUAAGAGAUAUAGUAAAUUUGGUGAAAGUUUAGGUGCUGGUGCUGGAGGUGCUGUCAGAUUGGUCUCGAGAUUAAGUGAUGGUAGAACUUUUGCUGUCAAGGAAUUCCGUUCAAAGUACCAAACUGAAACUAAAAGGGAUUACGCCAAGAAAAUCACCGGUGAAUAUUGUAUUGGUCUGACAUUGAAGCAUCCAAAUAUUAUUGAAACAGUUGAAAUUUGUUAUGAGAACGAGCGUAUUUUACAAGUUAUGGAAUAUUGUGAUUUUGAUUUGUUUGCCAUUGUUAUGUCGGGCAAGAUGUCCCGAAAAGAAAUCAACUGUUGCUUUAAACAGGUGUUGAGUGGGAUCCAUUAUUUACAUUCCAUGGGUUUAGCUCAUCGUGAUUUGAAAUUGGAUAAUUGUGUGAUUGAUCUGAGAGGUAUUGUCAAAAUUAUUGAUUUUGGAAGUGCUGUGGUUUUCUCAUACCCAUUCACAAAAACAUUGAUUGAAUCACAAGGAAUUGUAGGGUCUGAUCCUUACUUAGCCCCCGAAGUCUGCGUGUUUAACAAGUAUGAUCCAAGACCUGUUGAUGUGUGGUCAGCUGCUAUUAUUUACUGUUGUAUGAUCUUGAAGAAGUUCCCUUGGAAGGUACCUAAGUUGAGUGAUUCCAGUUUCAGAUUGUUUGCUAGCAGGGCUACUAAGGACAGUGAAUAUGCACCACUUGCAGAAAUGUUGAAAAAGACUCCUCAAGAUCAAGAUGUCACUGUGGAAAAAUCAAACAGUCUCAAUGAUAUAACCGAAGAUGAAGAGCAUGUAUCUGAAGAACAACAAGAUCAUACUUCGUCAGAAACUGGAGCCAACAGAUUAUUAUUGGCUCUUCCUGAAGAUUGUCGUCCCUUGAUUGGUAGAAUGGUGGAAUUGGCACCGGCAUGUAGAAUAACCAUGGAUGAAGUGUUUAAUGAUGAAUGGUUAAGUUCUGUGGGGAUGUGUACCGUGGAAGAGAAGAGUGAGGGUGGAUAUAGAGUUGUUGGAUGUGAUGAUCAUACGCAUACCCAGGUGGAUCAAAGUAAGGCCCAUAUUGCUGCUUUUGAUAAAAAUAAGAAAAAGUGAGUGUUGGGGGUCCAUAUCAUGUACUUGUAUAUUUUGUAAAAAAAAAAAAAUUGAUAGACGUUGCAACUGGUUACUGUAGAACAUUACUUUACUACGACAGUAAAAUUUCAUGAUAUUAUUUAUGCACUAUGUACAAGAUAACAACUAAUUGUGUCUCUGCUCUCUCCUCAUUACUAUCCCUAUGACUUCAAGCACUUUCGCUCACUUCAGCUCGGCUUUGCUACACGAAAGUUCGUUUAUGGCACCACUUUAAUCCCGACUGCCUUAGCAGUACUGAUAACACUGCCGACAAUUGCUUUCAUGUCAGUAUCCACAUGUCUUUCGUCAGUCUUUUUGAUCUUGGCAAUUUCAUAAACAUGCUUCAAACUGACUUCACCCACGCUUUGCUUGCCGGUUUCACCGGCACCCUUGGAUAUACCGGCAGCCUUGAACAAUAACCAACUAGUUGGAGGUGACUUCAUUUCAAACGUGAAUGUACGAUCUGGCUUGACACGGAGCACUACGGGAAUAGGUGUGUCUGGAAUAUAGUGGGCAGUUCUGGCGUUGAAUUCCUUACAGAAAUCUAUGGCUUUGACACCCUUGGAACCUAAGGCUGGACCAACUGGUGGAGCAGGUGCUGCUUUUCCAGCACCGACUAUUAACUUUAUAAGAGCUGGUUUAGCUGACAUUGUGUGGGUGUAUAUGUUAAAAUGAUAAAUAUGUCUGUCGAU